UGAUCUACUUGUUAGGCGACGUGGCUACAGACACUCUUACUGAAUGGCAGAAAUCCUCUGACUAACGAGUCCAUCAUUCCACCCUGAGAUCAUCAAGAAGGCAGCUACUGGUGUCACUGUGAUAGACGGGCAAGCGAGGCAUCCAGCCUUAUCUCCUGUCGUUUAUGGAGGAGGCCAAGCUAUUAUGACAUAUCAAGGGCAUAUGUUAAUUGAACAUGGAGGCUCUACGCCAGGUUUCCGCACACAGAUAGCCAGACUACCCUUCGAAAAUCUUGGAGUUGCGGUAUUCUCAAACGACGACAUAUAUGGUGACCAGUUAAUGGACAUUGUCAAGUUCGGCAUCAUUGACAAGGUCCUCGGUCUCGAGAAGAUUGACUGGAAUAGUUUAAUGAAAGCGGCUGCAGUAACGAACUAUGAACAGGUCCUUUCUCAAAUAAUCCCGCGACCGGACAACCCAAAGCCUCCCACAUCACGCUGGGAAGGAUGGUACAAGAAUGACGCGUAUGGCGAGAUCUUGCUCUGCCUCGUCGGUCUGGAGUCGUCGACCCUUCCUGAGUGCCUUCAGCUCACCAACGAAGUUUACACGACUCUUCCAGGCGUGAUAAACCCCUCUAUUCCAUCCUUGGUAGCCAAGUGGAACAAAGUCUGGUCCUCUCAUAUCUUGUUGGAGCAUUUCGAUGGCGAUUUAUAUAACGCGAGUGCUCUUGACAGUAUCGUUACGGAUGAUGGGUUCUGGGUGAAUCGGGAGGCGAGAGACGUACUCGUUACGGCCGAAUUUGUGAUUGAGGAGGAUGAGAUUGGGUUUGGCUUGACGGGCGGUAUUUGGGGUGCUGGUCCCGGCGUCGAUCCUCCGAACGGUGAUACGGUGCGGGAGAGAGCUGAAGUGUGGUUCGGGAAGUUGUAAUAAAGAGAUUUGUAUUAACUGUGUAUGUUUCGUAACUACUUAAAAGUAGGAGUAUGUAUGUUUUACAAUGUUUGAUCCUGGCAGGUACCAGAGACAGAUUACGCAGGGGAAAUACAUGACGCGUACAUUAGACCUGCUUUCAUACUCCAUCUCGAAGUUAAAGAUGUAUCUUGGCUUUCUUUCCACUGUGGACUGGCGCACUCUGUUCUGGCUGGUCUUCAGAAACUAUCAUUAUCUAGGAAAAAAUCAGUUUACGAGACUAGAUGACAG
Messenger RNA from Desarmillaria tabescens, 1174 nucleotides. RefSeq lists its product as uncharacterized. Bases 185 to 904 code for a protein of 239 amino acids. The transcript has 7 exons. The record is from RefSeq and is a predicted model, not a curated record. NCBI's taxonomy places the organism in Eukaryota, Fungi, Basidiomycota, Agaricomycetes, Agaricales, Physalacriaceae.